Plectropomus leopardus (leopard coralgrouper) is the source of this 2234-nucleotide messenger RNA. RefSeq names its product ankyrin repeat and SOCS box protein 15-like. Gene Ontology annotation, biological process: intracellular signal transduction. Gene Ontology annotation, cellular component: cytoplasm. Gene Ontology annotation, molecular function: protein binding. Lineage: Eukaryota; Metazoa; Chordata; Actinopteri; Perciformes; Serranidae. The record is from RefSeq and is a predicted model, not a curated record.
UAAAUAUAAAAACACUGUGUGCUGCUGGUGCAGAGGGAGCCGACGGCGGGAGACGCCAACACUCAGAGUGAUGAACACUUAUGAAGAAUUUGGGGAAGAGGAGCUCAGUGAUUACAUCAUCCAGCUCAGUAUUCAAGACUCCUGCCAAGAUGCCUUUCUGAGAUCUGCAGCGAGCUUAGAAGCAGCGACGGAUGAAAACUUGAGAGUCCUGGCCGCCAUCGAGCAAGGUGAGGUCUUGGUGCUCAGGGGGAUGCUGGAGCACACCUGCGCCUUCAGGGAGUCGGACAGUCGCGGCUGGCUUCCUCUCCAUCGAGCUGCGUCCCAGCCGGUCCUGGAGGUCCUGCAGACUGUACUCAGAUUGGCAGCUCGGGGACUGAGCCUGGAGGACAGGACGGCGGUGGGAGGAGAGACGCCUUUGACGCUGGCAGUGAAAGCCGGACUGGUGCAGAAUGUGAAGAGUCUGCUGGAGCACGGAGCCUCGCCUCACAACACCAACAGCAAGAACGAGUCGCCGCUGCUGCUCGCGGUGAAGGCCGGCUCUUACGAGAUGACUUACACGCUGGUCGCUCACGACGCCUGGGUGGAGCAGGUUUGCAGGAAGAGGUGGACGGCGAUGCACGAAGCGGCCAAGGUCGGCAACGUGGACAUCCUGAUGCUGCUUCUGAGGAACGGCGGCAGGGUGAACCAGAAGGACGCGACGGGGGUGACGCCGCUCGCCGUGGCUGCAGAGCACGGACACUUCCAUAUCACUGAGAUUCUGCUGAACUGUGGUAGCAGAGUGAACUCUCAGGCCUUCAACGGGGAAAGUGUCCUGAUGGACGCGGCCGGAUCAGGAAACAUCGCCUGCAUUCAGCUGCUGCUGGACAACGGAGCCAACCCCAACCUGCCGAGCGUCACCGGACACCUGCCCAUCCACAAGGCGGCGUACGCCGGACACUAUGACGCUCUGCAGAUGCUGAUUCCUCUGACCACUAAGAAGGCCCUCAAAGAGGCGGGUCAGAGCCCGGUCCACUCCGCGGCGGAGGGAGGUCACUGCCGCUGCCUGAAGCUGCUGUUGGCCUGCGGCUUCGACGUCAACUACCGCAUGAACACGAGGAACUCGGAGAACUACCGGGACAUGAGGAGGAGCGCCUUGUACUUCGCCGUCUCCAACGGGGACGUGGAGUGCACCAGAAUCCUGCUGGCGGCCGGGGCGAAGACCGACCUGGACCCUCUGUGCUGCCUCCUGGUGGCGGUCAGGUCGGGACGCUACGAGAUCGUAAAAAUGCUGCUGGCGGCCAAAGCAGACGUGAACUGUUACUUCACGGUGGUGAGCGACACGGUGUUUCCCACGGCGCUGCAGUACUGCCUGAAGGACGAGGUGAUGAUGCGGCUGCUGCUCAACAACGGCUACAAGGUGGAGAGGUGCUUUCACUGUCACCAUGACAACGCCUCUGAUGCUGCGAAUGAGGGGGAGAGGAAAAUCCCAUUCUGUGAGUUCAUGAGCCUCUGCUGCGUCAUGCACCUGUCCGGGAGCGUGGUCCGGACUCUGCUGGACUACGUCAACCACGUCCACAUCUGCUCCAAACUCAGACUGCUCCUGGAGACACAGGGAGAGUGGCCCGAAAUCUGUGACAUCCUCAACAGCCCUCGCUCCCUCAGACACCUCUGCAGGCUGGAGAUCAGGAGGCGUCUGACCCUGAAAAAACUCAACAACCCUGAAAUCAUGGACUCACACGUUUUUCCUCCCAGACUGAAGAGCUUCAUCCUGUACCAGGAGCUCGACCUCUACAGCCAGGACCCCGAACGCAUCAUGUGACCAUCUGACGAUUUUCUCCGCUUGUUUUGAAAGGAUGUAACUAUUUUUUAAGUCUUUGUAAUCUCUUGUUUUUUUUGAUAAGUACAGCACUGUAUGAAAAGUUCAUGAUAAUAGAUUUUUUAAAACAUUUCAUCAUAUUUACUGCAAGUUAAAUGCCGUGUGUUUCUCUUGUCAACACGACUCAACACGCUGAAUCGCUGUCGACAAGGGACGACAAGUGUCAAUGGUGUGGGACAAACACUGAUGGCUGGAUGUCAUGACUUUAAAUAAAAUGAGUAGCUUUUGUCAGCAUACUUCAUAUUUUGUUUUAAAGCAGUGAUACUCAACUUAUGGCCAACAGACCAAAACUGGCCCCAGUAGGGUGCCGAGUGGCAUCCCAACCAUUUUCUAAUUCACAAUAAAGUGUUUCACACAGCCAGAGUGCAUAAAACAGCAU